This is a messenger RNA of Parnassius mnemosyne (clouded apollo), 1437 nucleotides long. The record is from the annotation of a GenBank genome assembly. Lineage: Eukaryota; Metazoa; Arthropoda; Insecta; Lepidoptera; Papilionidae.
AUGAACGAAAGCGCAGCUGAAUGCUCCGAAGCUUUAGAUCCUCGAGUACAGAUUGAACUGGAGCGCUUGAAUACAGCAACAGAUGAGAUAAAUCGCCUCGAGGUAGAGUUGGACGAGGCUCGACUGGCAUUCCGUCGUCUUCUCGCCGAAGGGCAUCUCCGUAUCCAGCAGCUGACCAAGAAACUCGGCACUAGUGUUCACAAAGCGAGGCCUUAUUAUGAAGCUAGAUUUAGAGCUAAUAUUACUUCUCAAGAGCUUCAAGCCGCGACACUUGCUUACGAUAAAGCCAACAGCGCGCACGCGGCCGCCAGAGAAAUGGUCUACCUCGCGGAACAAGGACUCGCUAGGCUGGCAGAGAGUUCAGAGGGCGGUCUCACACUCGACCCAGCCUGGCAGGAAAUGCUCAACCAUGCGACACAUAGAGUCAAUCAGGCCGAAGCCGAUCGUGCAUCUGCCACGGUAACGCAGAGAACUAAAGCCGCGGCACACCGAGCGGCCGCUGCUUUAGUACAACAGUUGCAGAACGGUUUGAAGAGGCAUAUAGCAAAGUCCAGGCCAUAUUUUGAAGAAAAAGCUCGCAUAAAUGCAGCAUUGGAAGCUCAAAAGGCGCGGAUACAAACCUUAGAGGAACAGGUUGCGGAAGCAAAACAACAAUACUCUUCGGCGUUGAGGAACCUCGAAAGAAUAUCAGAUGAAAUUCACCGACACCGAUCCAGACGACAGUCCACUAGAAACGAUAUAGACCGUUCUACAAUAACGGACACAGCCAGUGAAUCAAAUAUUAGUGAGAAUCUGGAGGAGUUAUGCGAUCACAGCGCGGACGCGAGUGUUCGGGAAUGGUUGCGUCGAGCCGCAGACGCCCAGAGACCACGCUGUCUUCCCGAUGGAGACACCUGGACUGAGAUCGAUCUCGACUACUCCAGUCCUGAGGAGAUUAGCUUCGAAAAGUGUUCAUUGCGACCUCGCUCGACUCCUGACAAAACGCCAUCGCCGCCAAGCCCGAUGGAGUCCAAGGUGUCGGCGGCUUCACCGCGCCGUAUCAUCCGAGUUGCGGAGCGCAACUCACUUCGGAACGAAGAGAAACUGAGGAACGAACUGCGCGCGGAAUUUCAAAAUGCUAGGCGACAAAGUCUCGAUGUUCUGCUGCAUGACACCGGGGAACGGGUUAAGGAGAUGUUCCAAGGUUUGUCUCUAUUUGGUGAUCGUAGAGGUUCAGGUUCUGCGCCGCGAACGCCCCGACGUCGCUCGCCCACAGCUUCCUCCGCGUCGUCGGACCGCCACUCCGACACCGACAGCAUACCUAGUGUGGAAAUGCUGACCGAUGACCAGGUAGCGUCGUUGAUGCUGGACGCUCAGCUUGAAGCGGUUUGCGAGCGGCUCGCAGGCGUCGCUGUCAAACAGCCGAGAUCACCUCACUCUCCUGUACCGCGGUUUUGA